UCCUCAGGCAGGCGCCUCUCGCUGGACCUCCCGAAGGCUGGAGAGAUUCAAACACAAAUUCUAACGCGAACUCAGAGCCACACGAGUGGCCGCGCGAUGCACUCCGAACGUUUGAACUGUGAAAAAGUGUGACGCGCCAUGUGCACCGAAGGAGUUAUUAUUUCUACUGGGAAAUCAACCUCCAUCUUACCUUUGCUACUUAUUAUAGGAAUCGUUAUCACGUGCGGACUCUGCCAAAAUGCCGAACCCUUCAGGAGCAUCGAGAGGAAAUCCUUAUCAAGGAUGGACGAGGAUUACGUAACCGAAGCAAACCGAAAAUUAUUCAACUGGGAUGCUGCUCCUGUGGAAGAGAAGCCGCUCAAUGAGAGUAAAGGAACCCUCUUAGCCGGAAGCACGGUCGAAGCGAAAACGGAAGUGGUGCCUGGGGGAAACGGUAACAAGGACGUCAUUUCUCUGGUGUCCCAAACUACAGUAGGGACUACAAGUUAUCAUCCGCGUAAUGUCACGACGAUCUCUGAGUCCGGACGUAUAAAAGAUGGCCGACGGGGCUCGCACAAGAAGCGUCGACGUAACAAGGACUUAAGACGGAAGGGUUCUCGCUCUCGUGGAAACGAGCCCGAACUUCAGGCUGAGAUUCUCAGGUCGAGCAAGAGGAACGAGUCGAGCGUCGCGUUAAAUGAAAUAAAGCGACGGGUCGAGGGUCGCGGCAGAAAAGGUCAGGGAAAAUAUAAACUCGGUAACCGAGGUCGGCAAAAAACAAGAAUACGCACUGGAUCGAAGGUGAGUGGAGGAAAGUUUGAAAAUGCGAAAUUGCAAAUGGAGCGCAGAAGGAGAAAUCGCGAGAGGAGACGCAGACGAAGGGGAAGAAAGUUCAGGGAAAAUAAAGCGCUACGUGGGAUAAAGAAUACCCAGGUCGACCGUCCUGCACCCGCUGCACUUUUGCUGGGAAAAGACGGUGGCACUGGUUGGGAUGAAGAAUUCGCAAAUAUCAAUAAAUCCGACGCUAGGAUCAAGUCGGUAGACUGGGAAGUCCCAAGUAGUACUUUGAAUUCGACAAGUUCAGUGAUCGAACUUGAAUUACCAAGCUUGGGUACGGGAGCACCGUCGACACCUCGUAGAACGAUAUUUCCUAUGGAUGAGGUAGAUGAAACCAUGGAGAAGGAAUUGUCUAAAGAAGUUCGAAAAGACGUUAGCAGAAGCUACACCAGGAUGCUGGAUCCGUACGAAGAUCAAAUGAAUAUAGAAGAGUCUGCAAGGGCGUUCAAGAAAAGAUUAGAAGGACUGGAAGGCGCGAGAUUCGACGCUGAAAAGAUGCUGGGUUACUCCAGGUCGGAGAACGACCUUCCUAACCUCGACCUGGGACAGGAUGUCCUGGCUAAGUCUCUCAAGGACUACAAUAAUUACAUCACCUCAAAGUUAGAAGCAGCGAAGCUAUCUGAGAUGCAAUACAAAGAAGACGGGGUCUUUGGUCCUGAUCAGAAUGGAACUGGUCUCAUGGCUGAUACUCCGCUCAGCGCGGUAUCCUUUAUUCGAGAUAUACCCAGGGCACCCAUCCUCAUUCAGGAUGAACCCACGACGACGACGUCUUCCGACGCUGAAAAUUUACACGGGGACCUAUCUUGCAUAAAUGGUACUUUUCUACCAGCACCACUAGCCUGGCACGCACUGAUCAAAUAUGUUAAGUCCUCAAUCCCAGGACACGAGUACCUGGAGGCAGAUUACGAAUGCACGCCAGGAUUCUACAUGGUGAGCAAGAAUAGCAGGCUGCUCUGUCAAAAUCGACAAUGGAUCGGCCGAUUACCAAAGUGUAAAAUACGUCAGAGUCCUGGAAAUGUCUGUGCUGAUUCGUCCUGCGAUCAAGUCUGUAAGGAGGUCGAUGGGAUUGCCCAAUGUUCUUGUUACAAAGGAUUCCGAUUGGAGGAUGACAGAUGCAUCGACGUGAACGAGUGCGAGGAUAACAAUGGCGCCUGUGAGUACAAAUGUAUCAACACACCUGGUUCAUAUCGGUGCGAAUGUCCUGCGGGGAUGCGCCAGGGUGAAAACCGAUAUACGUGCAUGGACAUCAACGAGUGUCUUCUGAAUAAUGGGCAUGGUCCUUGCCAAGACACAUGUCGCAAUCUUGAGGGUAGUUAUCAGUGCUCGUGCGAAGGAAUCCCUGACACUAUACUCUCCAUCGAUAAGCAUACUUGCCAGGAUGCGAAUCCUUGCAGUAUUGAUAACGCAGGAUGCUCUCAUACUUGUUUAUCAACCAUGGGUCGAGUUUUCUGUUUAUGUCCUGACGGCUUUAUGCUUGAGGAUGAUUGGAAAACUUGUCAAGAUAUAGACGAGUGCUCUGUACCGGAUCUGCAAGCUGAAGUAUGUCAUCACGGAUGCGUCAAUACUCCAGGAUCUUACAGAUGCGCAGAUCCACUUGAAUUAAAGGACCAACCGAUCUUGGACACUGCACCAGCUCUUUGUGGUUUUGGUUAUCAAGUUGCGGCCGAUGGUUCCUGCAUCGACGUUAAUGAAUGUGCUACGGACAAUGGCGGCUGUCAAGAAGUAUGUGAAAAUACCGAAGGAAGCUUCUUCUGUUCCUGCGACGGCGACGAGAAAGCUUUGACGCCCGACGGAAAGUCUUGUAUAGACAUAGACAAUGUCGCCUGUCCUCCACUUAAUCCCGUCGGCCGUGGGUACGUCGUCUGUUCAAAACUCACAACUCCAAAACCCUGGCGCGGUAGACGAAGGUUGAUUAAUCGACCUGGUACUAAGUGUUACCUCAAGUGUCCCCACGGCUACCAACUGCACGGAGAAUACGAAUUAACCUGCCGCAGUGACGGCACGUGGGACGGUCCUAAACAUGGUGAAUGCGUCAGAUACAGCAAACCUCGCUUGGAAUGUCCGAAGGAUGUCGUAGCUGAGGUUUCACCAGGUCGAGAUGAGGCAUUUGUGUCCUUCAGCCAACCGGAUACGGAUUUGGACUGGUUUCGAUACGUACGUUCCAAACCAUCCUGGGGUACGAGAUUAGAAGCUAACUUAACCCCGGGAACGCACGAAGUGACGUUCUUUGCGCGACAUCCGGUUUCCAAGAAACAGACCAGCUGCGUACUUCGGAUUACGGUCAAAGAUGGCGAAGCACCAAAAGUCGAUCGUUGUCCCAGCAGUAUAGAGGUGAUCGGUAAAAAUGGGACUGCUGUAUCCUGGAACGAGCCAAUAUUUACAGACAAUAUCAAAGUGGCUCGCAUCACUAGCAAUAAGAAACCUGGACAAUACUUCGAUCUGGGACAACAUAAAAUCGAAUACGAAGCCAGCGACGAGGCCGGUUGGACGUCCAAGUGCAUCUUCGCCGUGGGCGUUCGCCAGGAAUAGAAGAAAACUUUAUUUCGUUGAUAAUCCCUUUGAUGAAAAAUGAUUUGUUUUUGUGGUCCCUCGGCGCUAAAUACCUGGCAAAAUAAGCGAUACCAAUUUCAUUUAAAUUUUAGACUGAGUUUUAUUACGAUAUACGAACCUCCCUUUUUGUGGAUUUUUUUAUGGCUCUGCUAAGUUCGUACAAUCCCCACUCUGCCACCACCACCGCAAACUAACCAAUGACGAGUUUCAGGAUCAAAGCAUAUUGCAUAUAUCCCGUAGCAUACGUGCCAACCUACUAAAAUCCUUUUUUCGCUGAAAUUCACAUUUCCCAUGAUAUUCGCUAAAUCUUAUUGCAAAAAAAAAAAAGUAAGCUAGCCCAGACUACGUGCAUAUGAAAUUGUAUCGCACGACUGUAUAUUAUCGUUUCCAUAGAAAAAAUAGUCAAAUUCGUCAAAUUUAUUACUUCUUGGAGACACUAAUUAGACUCCGCUAAUUGUUCUAGAUUUAAGUAUACGAUGUUAAGAGCGCGAUGCCAUUUAUAACAGUUUCGCGGCACCAAACCGUGCGCGUUGAUAAAUUUAAUUUGCAUUAAUAUAAAUCAUCUUAUAGUCGUGAAGACAGACGUUACUCUAGACGUAGCGCGAAGUACGCGAUCCUUUGAUUCAAUUUAGAAAAUCAUCGAAGGUUCGAUCGAUAACGCCAAUCGAGAUUGAAUUCGUGUAUUUGAAAUACCGGAGAUUCAGGGUCUGUCGUUUACGAGAGUCUCGCAGUUCGUAGUUCCGUUCGAACGAGAAGAGAAAAUUAAGAUGGAUCCAUAAUUGAUCCCCAAUAAAAAAAAAAGGAGAGAAAAAGAAACUAGUAGGGACUUACUUUUUGUGUUUCAUUCUUAUAUGUGUAUCUUCUCUUUAUUAUUAUUUAUUAUUAUUCCAUGCGCCAUUCGCAUAUCGUUGUUACAAUAACGAUUAAUUAUAUUACACAAUAUUAUGAAUGUAUAAAAUUUACCUGUCAAAUAUACAAAUUACAACACA
This is a messenger RNA of Cephus cinctus (wheat stem sawfly), 4355 nucleotides long. RefSeq lists its product as uncharacterized. Gene Ontology annotation, molecular function: calcium ion binding. The transcript is spliced from 13 exons. The record is from RefSeq and is a predicted model, not a curated record. Bases 139 to 3345 code for a protein of 1068 amino acids. NCBI's taxonomy places the organism in Eukaryota, Metazoa, Arthropoda, Insecta, Hymenoptera, Cephidae.